Molecule: messenger RNA, 750 nt
Organism: Schistocerca piceifrons (Central American locust)
Lineage: Eukaryota; Metazoa; Arthropoda; Insecta; Orthoptera; Acrididae
Exons: 3
Coding region: 1-750 (249 amino acids)
Source: RefSeq, a predicted model, not a curated record
AUGUUACUCUCUUUCCAAAUACUGUUCUGUUUCUUCAAACCAGUUCUGAAUUUCUCAGGUUAUUACAUAUUAUUUACUGUACAUUGUCCAGCAAUACUUCUGUUGUUACCGGAUAAUAAGAAAAUCGACUGGACUAGAAUUUCCUGUCAGUAUAGGAGAAAUUUAGACAAUAUGGAACUUUUUACAUUAAAUUUGCAAUAUAAUGACACCCUUGUUUCACACAGAUCGCAGCAGCCAUUGGGGUGCCUGUCUGGCCACCUUCUGCAGCUCUCGCUUUCAGGUAAAAUUACUGAGGGUGUCACUUUCCAGAGAAUUCUGGAUGAUGUGCGGGACUCAGUUCAUUCCAGCGGAAUGACGCGACAAGACCUUCAUAACAUUAAGAGAGACUUCGACAUUGGUGAUGAUCAGCAGCAUAACAUUGAAGUCAGUGUUAGUAUGUGGUUGGAGAAAAUGAAAGACUGUGUUCUCCUCUAUAAGAAAGAAGGCGAGGCCAGGGAAGAUUUUGAUAGCACUGAUUCGGUGAUAGUGUUAAUGACUGACUACCAGAAGCAGUUAUUACAGAGAUUUGGACAAAAUAUUGUAUGUGUAUACUCCACACAUUGUACAAAUGUUUACAAGCUGUUGGUGACCACAUUGUUAGUGGUAGACGAUUUUGGUUCAGGUAUGCCUGUAGCAUUCUGUGUUUCAAAUCGGGAGACUACUUCCAUAAUGACUCAUUUCUUUAGUGCUGUGAAAGAGCGGGCAUCAUAA